Molecule: messenger RNA, 2227 nt
Organism: Drosophila eugracilis
Lineage: Eukaryota; Metazoa; Arthropoda; Insecta; Diptera; Drosophilidae
Gene: ath
Product: ATP-dependent RNA helicase DHX33
Exons: 5
Coding region: 114-2198 (694 amino acids)
Biological process (GO): positive regulation of transcription by RNA polymerase I
Cellular component (GO): nucleolus; intracellular anatomical structure
Molecular function (GO): RNA binding; ATP binding
Source: RefSeq, a predicted model, not a curated record
ACGCCUGUUGCUUUCCUCAUAUCGCUUGAUAUCUUACUAAAAUAUUUCAGGGCAUUGAACUAAUUUUGUUUUUUUUCAAUAGGUGGUACAGAAACGUGCUCCGAGUGUAAGUUAUGGACUCCAAGUACCUAGCCACCAGCAAGGGUGAUGUGGGAGGUCCAUCACCCGUGAAAUUCUCGAUCAAACGGAAAUAUGAUUCCAUGGCAAAUAGUCCCGUAACGGAGAAAAAAUCUCAUCUGACCCAUACAAAGCAACCAAUAGCACCAGUUUUACUGACCAGUAAAAGAACCUCAAUAGAACAGCACCAGAGAUCAUUGCCCGUAUUUAACUGUCGUCAGAGAAUCCUUAGGGAGCUGGAAUUGAACGAUACCGUGCUGAUCAUGAGCGAGACUGGUUCCGGAAAGACUACCCAAAUACCACAAUUUCUUUUGCAAGCUGGAUACGCCAAAAACGGAAUGAUCGGGAUCACUCAACCUCGUAGAGUGGCAGCUAUAACAGUGGCCCGCCGAGUAGCCCAGGAAUUAAACGGAAAUAUUGGCGAUACAGUAGGCUAUACUGUGCGAUUCGAAGAUGCUACCUCAAAGGCCACGAAGAUCCGAUUUCUUACUGACGGCGUUUUGCUGCGGGAGUCCAUUAAGGAUCGGCUUUUGCUUAAAUAUUCGGUGAUCAUUCUGGAUGAAGCUCACGAAAGAACUGUAAAUGCAGAUCUAUUAUUCGGUAUAGUCAAAGAAGCCCAGAAGGAGAGAAGGAAGCAAAAGCUGAGCAAUCUAAAGGUAGUUGUUACCUCUGCCACGAUGGAUAUUGAUCACUUUGGAAAGUACUUUAAUUGCAAAGGAAUGUAUCUGGAGGGAAGGACAUAUCCUGUCAGAGUGAUGCACACUAAGGAGGAACACGAGGAUUAUGUGCACACCGUGCUCGUUACGCUGUUUCAUAUUCAUCGCACCACCCCUAGAAACCAUGACGUUUUGAUAUUCCUAACAGGGCAAGAGGAGAUUGAAUCAUUGGCCCAACAAAUUCGCCAGCUUGCAAAGAUUGAUAUGACUGGAUCAACGGAUCUCCGCGUAUUCACCUUGUACGCUCAAUUAUCUCAGGGCAAACAGUUGGAGUGUUUUGUGCCAACACCUGCCAACGUCCGGAAAGUAAUAUUGGCCACAAACAUUGCAGAAACUUCAAUUACCAUACCCGGAAUCCGAUGUGUUAUUGACUGUGGAUUUGUGAAAGAGAAAUCUUUCAACACUGCCGAUGGACUGGAUGUAUUGAAGUCAGUAAGAAUAUCUCGGGCGCAAGCUUGGCAGAGAGCAGGGCGAGCAGGCCGAGAUGCAGAUGGAACUUGCUACAGGGCGUAUUCAAAAAGGGAAAUGGAAUCAUUUGCCGAUGCUACUCAGCCAGAAAUCCUGAGAACGAAUCCAACUUCAAUGGUGCUGCAGCUUCUUGCCUUGGACAUCGAUUGCAAUAAUUUUGACUUUUUAGACCCUCCACUCGAAGAAGGACUAAGGAGUGCUUAUAAAAGUCUAGAUGCCUUGGGUGCUAUUAAAAUUGGAUCUGUUUCACAUAUAACACCUUUGGGACGACAAAUGGUGCAGUAUCCCUUGGAUCCGAAAUAUUCAAAGCUACUGCUGACUGCCUCAUCGUUUGGGUGCAUGGAGGAAAUUCUCAGCCUCGUGUCUGUCCUUUCAAGUGAUCAUGUAUUCGUCUCAAAUAGCGAUAAAAAUGAAAUGGCUGCCUUGGCGCAUGCAAAGUUUCAAUCUAAACAUGGAGACCAUUUAACGCUUCUGAAUGUAUUUAAUGCGUUUUCUAAAACCGAAAAGCCAAAGAUGUGGUGCCAUGACAACUACCUAAAUUUGCGUAGCUUAACAUAUGCCCGAAAUGUUCGCAGACAACUGACAGAAAUAAGCGAACGACUUUAUUUGGCGCUAAAUAGUUCUGAUGACAUCGAGAUGUUAAAGAAAUGCAUUUUAAAUGGAUUUUUUGAAAAUAUUGCCGUAUUGCAACGAGAUGGUUUCUAUAUAACCGUUUCCGGCAACGUCAGGGCCAAAAUUCAUCCGUCAAGUGUUCUGCAUGGAAAGUAUAAGCCGAGCUACAUACUCUUCACUGAAAUUGUUCAAACGGAGCAAACUUUUCUUCGGCAAGUCACGGAAAUAUCCAUUGAAUGGAUAACGGAGAUUGUACCGUUUGUUAAAAACAUACCAACAAGAUAAAAUAAAGUAAAAAACUAUUGAAAACGUGA